Molecule: messenger RNA, 1729 nt
Organism: Paramecium octaurelia
Lineage: Eukaryota; Ciliophora; Oligohymenophorea; Peniculida; Parameciidae
Source: the annotation of a GenBank genome assembly
AUGCAAGUACAUCAAGAAUCCGCUAUCACAGACUCAAAAUAAUUGACUUACGAUGAAGCAUUGACCUAAGUUGGUGGUGAAGGUUUUUAUUAAAAAAGAGCCUUCUUAAUAUUUGGAUUGUAAUGGCUGAUAACCAGGUUAUAAAGAAUUACUAAUUUUUUUAGUUGGAUAUUGUUUUCACCUGUCUUCUUUUUUAUUAAACCGACAAUAGAUUGUUAGUCAAAUGCUGAAUGUCUAAACUCGUGUACAUCUGAAUCAUUGGAUGAAAAGUGCUUGGCUUACAUUUGUGUACAUGAUUAUAAUAAUUUAGGAUGAUUCAUUUCGUUAAGAAUUUGUCAUAGGUGAAUCAUUAAACACAGCUUUUAAUGCUUUGUUACCCUGUCACAAAACCUUAUAAUCAAUAAUUUAAUCUAUUGUUUAUCUUGGUUCUGUAUCUGGGUUGAUUAUAUUCUCAUUCAUUGCUGAUAACUAUGGUAGAAAAAUGUCAAUGUCAAUUUCUUGGUCCAUGACUUCAUUAGGAGCCCUCAUAGUUACUGUAUAUUAAAUGUAUAAUUUUUAAGUUUGCGAUGAAUUAUUAAAUGAUAGCCAUAGGACUGUUCUUCUUAGGGUUUGGAGGUAAUCCAACGAUUACUGUUCAUUAUUCAUUUAUCAAUGAGCAUUCCUGUAAGUUAUUUAUAUCAAAGAUUUUAUAGAAGGUAAUUUUCGAGAAAUUUAAAAUGUUGGAGUCUAAGUAUUUUUUGCCUUGGGAGAGUUUGGAAUUAUAGCAUUAGCAUAUUUUAUUACUAAUUGGAGAUGGCUUGCAGUUUCAGUUGCAAUUCCAUCAAUUUUGUUGAAUAUUGGCAACUUGUUGAUAUUUGAAUCUCCAUAAUUUCUAUAUACAAAAAAUAAGAAAAAAUGUGUCAAGGUUCUUAAUUAAAUUGCCAAACUAAAUGGAACUCAACCAAUAAAUAUUGAUGAUUUACAAUCUAACCCAUAAAUUAAAGAAAAUAAUUCUAGAGUAUAUUCCAUUUUGGAUUUAUUGAAAUAUAAGUCCUUAAGGUAUGUAUUUUUUGCUGGAGUGAUGAUGUUUUUUGCAAUUAAGGUGACAUAUUAUGGAAUCAGUUUUGUAAGUGAUCAAUUAGGUCUCAAUUUCUUCACUACUAAUUUCAUUAUUGCUUUUUUUGAACUAUUAGCAUUUGCAACUUUAGGUAAUCUAUUAUUUUACUUUAGACUUUUUUAUAACAAAAUUGAAAAGAAAAACAAACAUUAUAACUGGGUUCUUCAUUAUAGGAUUGAUGAGCUUAUAUUUCCUUUUCUAAAGUGAUCACAUAGUAUUUCGAAUUUUUGAAGGCAUUUUUGCUGGAGUAUGUUUAUUAAAUAAUCUUAAUAGAUGAUGAGAUUUCUGGUCUGUGCAGUUUGGGCUUUAGGAUAUAUUUAUGUCUCUGAAUUAUUCCCUUCUGUCGUUAGAUCUCUUGCAUUAUGUUUAAUUUCGGCUGGAGGAUCUUUUGGUAGUAUAGCUUAAGCAUUUUUAAGUAAUUUAUGCUCUUCUCUACAUGUUCAUCCAAUGAUUGGUUUUGGGGUAAUUUGCAUUUUAUGUUCUUUACUAUUGUUCCCUCUAAGAGAAACACUACACCAGCCUUUAAGAGAAAAGAUUGAAGAAGACCAAACUCGAAUUAGAAAGAGUAUGAUUCAUGUAAAUGAUUCAGAAAAAAAUACAUCAUAUCCAGUUUUAUUAGCAAGCGAUGCAUGA